Molecule: messenger RNA, 4658 nt
Organism: Sus scrofa (pig)
Lineage: Eukaryota; Metazoa; Chordata; Mammalia; Artiodactyla; Suidae
Gene: FBXO10
Product: F-box protein 10
Biological process (GO): ubiquitin-dependent protein catabolic process; regulation of apoptotic process
Molecular function (GO): protein binding
Source: RefSeq, a predicted model, not a curated record
CCUACAAAUACCGCCCCCGGGCGGGGCUCCAAACGUGCCCGCCCGCCUCUGGCCGCGCGCCGCAGUCCUUCCCCGCUAACGCUGCGGCCCGGUGCCCGCGGCCCGCACUGGUGUGGGCAAGCGUCCCGGACAGCUCCUGGCGAGGUGACCAUGGAGGCUGGCGGCCUCCCCCUGGAGCUGUGGCGCAUGAUCUUGGCCUACCUGCCCCUUCCUGACCUGGGCCGCUGCAGCCUGGUGUGCAGGGCCUGGUAUGAACUCAUCCUCAGUCUCGAUAGAACGCGCUGGCGGCAGCUGUAUCUGGGCUGCAUCGAGUGCCGCCACCCCAACUGGCCCAACCAGCCUGAUGUGGAGCCUGCAUCUUGGAGGGAGGCCUUCAAGCAGCACUACCUGGCCUCCAAGACGUGGACCAAGAACGCCCCCAUCUUGGAGACUUCUGUCUGCUUUUCUCUGUUUCGCCGGAGAAGGACGCGCCGUACCCUGAGCGUCGGGCCAGGCCAUGAGUUUCACAGCCUAGGCAGUGCCCUGGCCAUGUCCAGCCUAUUUGACCGCAUCCUGCUGUUCCCAGGCCUGCACGAAGAGCAAGGGGAAAUCAUCCUGAAGGUGCCUGUGGAGAUUGUAGGCCACGGGAAAUUGGGCGAAGUGGCCCUGCUGGCCAGCAUUGACCAGCAGUGCUCGACCACACGCCUGUGCAACCUCGUCUUCAUGCCGGCCUGGUUCUCACCGUUCAUGUUCAAGACAACUUCGGGUCAUGUCCAGUUUGACAACUGCAACUUUGAGAAUGGCCACAUCCAGGUCCAUGGCCCGGGCACCUGCCAAGUGAAGUUUUGCACCUUCAAAAACACCCAUGUCUUUCUGCACAACGUGCCCCUGUGUGUCCUGGAAAACUGUGAAUUUGUGGGCAGCGAAAACAACUCUGUGACUGUUGAGGGCCACCCGUCCUCAGAAAAAAACUGGGCCUACACGUAUCUCUUAGGGCUUAUCAAGUCCUCUCCCAGCGUGCUCCCAGCAGAGGACUCUGAUUCAGUCAUGGCCCUGGACCUGGAGAGCAGAGACCAGGCCUGGAGCCCGAGGACCUGUGGCAUGGUCAUUGAGGGCAGCCAGAGCCCUACCAGUCCAGCCUCCAGCCCCCCCAAAGCCGGCGCUCGGGAGGCAGAGGUGGGCAGCGAUGGGGAACGGGUGGCCCGGACCCCCGACAGCAGCGACGGAGGCCUGAGUCCCAGCAGUGAGGAUGAGGACGAGGACCAGCUCACGUACAGACUGUCCUACCAAGUGCAGGGCCCGCGGCCCGUCCUGGGGGGCUCCUUUUUGGGUCCCCCACUGCCAGGAGCAUCCAUCCAGCUGCCCAGCUGCCUGGUGCUGAAUUCGCUGCAGCAGGAGCUGCAGAGGGACAGGGAGGCCAUGGCACUGGCCAGCUCCGUGCAGGGCUGCCUCAUCCGCAAGUGCCUCUUCCAGGAUGGGAAGGGAGGCGUCUUCGUUUGCUCCUAUGGCCGAGCCAAGAUGGAAGGGAACAUCUUCCGGAACCUGACUUACGCGGUGCGGUGCAUUCACAAUAGCAAGGUCGUCAUGCUCAGGAACCACAUCCACCACUGCAGAGCGUCAGGCAUCUUCCUUCGCUUGGAGGGCGGAGGCCUGAUCGCUGGCAACAACAUUGACCACAACUCGGAGGCCGGCAUCGACAUCCGGAAAAAGUCCAACCCUCUCAUUCUGUGUAACCAGAUCCACCAUGGCCUUCGCUCUGGCAUUGUUGUUCUCGGCAAUGGGAAAGGCAUCAUCCGGAAUAACCAGAUCUUUUCAAAUAAGGAGGCUGGCAUUUAUAUCCUGUACCACGGAAAUCCAAUCGUGAGCCGGAACCACAUUUUCAGGGGCCAUGCGGCCGGCAUAGCUGUGAACGAGAACGGCAGAGGCCUCAUCACAGAAAAUGUCAUCCGAGAGAAUCAGUGGGGAGGUGUGGACAUCCGCCGAGGAGGGGUCCCCGCCCUCAGGAGCAACCUCAUCUGCUUCGGCUAUUCUGAUGGCGUGGUUGUGGGGGAUGAAGGCAAAGGCCUGAUAGAAGGAAACACCAUCUACGCGAAUAAGGGCUGUGGCGUGUGGAUGAUGUCGUCCAGCCUGCCCCACGUCACCAGCAACCACGUCAGCUACAAUGGCCUGUACGGACUGGCAGUGUUCAGCCAGAAGGAUGGCUCCGGGGAGUUCCCUGGAGGCCACGGGGCCCAGGAGAACUUCAGCGAGGACGGCGAUGCCAUCCUCUGGGAGCCGGAGCCGGAGAAGGAUGACGACCCGCUGCGGCGGCCCGUCACGGUAGCUCUGAUUGAGUCCAACAGUGUGAAUCACAAUGGAGCCUCAGGACUCUAUGUCCAGAGCAGUGAGGCGCUGCACGUCAUCACCAAUGUGAUCCAUGCCAACGGGGACAGAGGCAUCACUGUGGCCCAGAGCAGCCAGCUCACCCGCAUGGCCAACAACAGCAUCUCCUGCAAUCGCCAGAGUGGGGUCAAGGUCGAGGCCCAGUGCAAGGUGGAGCUCCGGGGCAAUGGUAUCUAUGACAACAGGGGCCACGGCAUCAUCACCAAGGGUGACAGCACCGUCGUCAUUGAAAAUGACAUCAUUGGCAACCGGGGCAGCGGGCUCCAGCUGCUGCCCACAUCCGACACAAAGGAGUCCCUGAGGUGUGACAAGCUCUGGCUGCCUCUCCCAGGUAAUAAAGAACCGGAUCCAUUCAUUCCGGGCCUAUGGCAUUGCAGUGCAAGGCCACGCCAAGGCUCUGGUGCAGGAGAACAUCAUCUUCCAGGGCAAGAGCAACAAGACCAUCUUUCAGCAGAUUCCCAGCAACCAAGAAUGCAUCGUGCAAAACAACAAGUUCUUGGUCUUCAAGAAAAAGUCUGACACGUGGCGCCUUGUGAACCCACCAGCCCGGCCUCACCUUGAAAACUCUCUCCGAGGCCCCUCUGCUGCCCACAGUGGGCAGAAGGUGACAGCCAUGGCGACCAGGAUCACCGCCCACGUGGAAGGUGGCUACCACAGCAAACGCAGCAUCUUCUGCACGAUCCUGUGAGAGUGGAGAGCCACAGGGUGGGGCAGCUCAGGGGCUGUCUGAAGAUUCCAGAAGCAAGCACAUGCCCUGCUCUCAGGCUCGGGCCCUGCCCACCGAGCUAUGAGGCUGCAGCCUCCAGGAUGGAAGUAGCUCUUGUGAAGGCGCUGGGCUCCUCCGUCCUCUUAGCACCACCCGGAAAAAAAUAGGCCCCCGAGUCUUCUGCGGACUGAGCACAAGGUACCUCCAAAACCUUCAGCAGGAGGAACUUGACAUUAUUUUUCAAGGAGAAAAUGGAAACAGAAGGUGGUGGGUCCCCAGGCCCUCCCUCGAGCUCUCGUAGAGUGUAUGAAGAGCUAGGGGGAAGCAAGACGGAGACGGUGGGCAGGGGUCUCCGGUUAAGGUACAGGGAGCUGUACUUUAUACACCAAACCCCGCCUCUGCUCAGGGAAGAACGGCUUUCAUUCUAAGGGAAGAAAGUGAUUCUAGUGAGAGGCGGAAAGAGCCCCCUAACUCUCCCCAUUCCCAGACCUCGUCCUCAAGCCUCUGGGGACACGGCCACACCCUCCCUGCUGGCUGCAAGAUGGGAGGAGUUGGGUUUGGUUUCUCUCAGACAUGGAGGGGGCUUGGGACAGGCUGCCCCCGGGAUGACAGGGACAUACUGGAAACAGGAGGGCAUGGGUGGAGGCAGCUUCCCCACAGCGCUGGGCUGGGUGGUGUGGGCAGCCAACUCCACUCUCCCCUCCAGUUGCUCCCAAACUCAGGAGGAGGUAAGCAGGCUCAGUGCCUGCCGCACCGAGGAUUUAAAUCCCACAAGCACACCCGAACCAGCCGCCCUCCUGGGCCCUACACCGGUGGCGAUGGAUGUGCCCCAGGCCCCCAUCUGUGUCCACGUUCUCAUGGAUGCUGACCUGCCUUUACCGACCCUCCCGUGGUUUCCCACUCUGUGCCUUGGCUCACGCUCUCCCCUCUUCCAGGCGCGCCCUCCUUGCCAGCCGCACACACCCAAGUUCUCCCAUCCUUCCAGGCUUGACACUGGACACCCUCCAGAUGCACUGCUCCCCCUCCUCUGCCUCCUGUUCCACUCUCCUGCCCUGAGCUCCCUGAGGGUCACCAUCUGUGUCCCCAGACCAGGGCCAGGGCUGAGGUAGCAGCCUGAGUGAGGAGAGGAGAAAGGGUUGUGCUGAACCAAACUGUGAAUGUGUCAAAGUUCCAGGGCCAGGCAGGUUCAGACCCGCUGCUCAAGGAAUGAAGCCUGAUGCAGGCCCGGCUGAGCCAGAACAGUCCCCAGCCCUUCGCUCAGGGCCUCACCAGCCUGGUAGCAUCGUUGUCCUGCACCUCACAGCUGGCUUUCCAGGCUGGUUCUGCCAGGGCCCCCGGUGCUGCUCUCCCAGGUGGGGAAGGGUGGGGGCUCGUGGGAGCUGGGAGCAUGGGCUGCUUCCCUGAGGACUUUGAGCACAAGAGCAUGGGCCUCUCUCCCCCCAUCACUGUCCUUUGCACUUUUCUGUGGCCCCAGUGUGAGUCGCUGUACAAGAUGCUGCCUUUUGAUAUUUUGUAAGAAAUGACUUUUCUGUGAACCAAGUGCUUAUGAAAAUUUCAGUAACCAAAAUAAAAUUCUAUAUUUUAAAAGAGG